AUGGCCGUGGCUUUUAAUAAUCAACUUAUUACACGAAGUCUACUCUGCAUCUAUUAUGAUGUUCUUGAGAGCAACCUCUCUUGCUGGAUAUCCGAAGUCACCUGUCCAUACUCCAUACCACACUCAUCCCAAGAGAGUGUUGCGCAAGGAUUGAAAGGUGACGUCGCCUCAUCCUCAAGUUGUACCUUUGGUCCAACAAAUCCGUUCUACCAGCAUAUCUUCCAGUUAGAUCGUGCCACGCAAAGAAUCAGGAAACCAUUAUCUCGCAAAGAAGAUAUGGCGGUCUCUCGGACUCUUCAUCUUUGCAUCCUGGCCUUUGCUGCUCAAUGGACUCAGAACCAUGUCAAGAAGCGGACAGCAUCGCCCACCAGUGUCGAGCACCUGCGCCAUUCAAAUACAACAGCUGUAAUGCCAGUGGACUAUAGUCUACAACUACUGCUUUGGGAGCAAGCAAGAGCCGCCCUUCAAGAAACCAUGGAAAUUGAAUGUUUCAGGAUUGCUUAUGCUGGAUUCAUCCUUGGUGUCACUGAAAGACCAGAAUCAAGCGACGAUCAGAGUCUCAAGAGAUAUAGUGAUAGCCUCGGUCUCUCACCAGACAAAGAAUCUGCCAUCCCCUUGAUAGGCCAGAUCAUGUCAAAUGACCGUCCUUCUGCACAUCUGGAUCAGGCAACAAGGGCAAUACUUGCCUUGAAAUACCGUUUCGAGAUGGAGGGGCUCCGGUCACACGGCGGGUCUAAAGACACUUCGACUUUACAAAGCCAACGAACUGUUGGUUUUCUAUACUGGCUCCUUGUAAUGUUUGAUACUGUUGUCUCGCCACUGAAUAAACGGCCUGUUGUUAUAGCCGAUGAGCACUGCAUGGCAGGUUUCAUACAAAACAGGGAGAAUGUACCUUGCCAAUGGAGACUCCAUAUGUUUCUGAAGGACGACUCCGAAAUGCCACAAUCUCUCGGCUGGCCUUGCUCAGAAGAAGUUGCCUCGAGAGCGAUGAUCAAAGCAGCUCCCAUCAAGGUUUUACUUUAUCGCCAACUAUCCUACAUCCAGAACGCUCUGCGGAAGAGGUCGAGCACUCAUGAUAUCAUCAAUGCUGCAAAAGGAGCAAUUACUGUUUGUCGAUACUGGGACAUGACGUACGCCUCAUUUUUCCAAGGCUUGUUACGAGGCUAUGAUAGAGUUUCCUCAAAGCUUAGAAGCUGGGUUGUGUGCAUUUUCACAGCCUGGAACCUCGGUACACUGGUUCUCGCGGACUUGUUAGAGCUAGUGCAUGAGAAGGCAACUACUGGCGACACAAACAGCUAUAUGGAUAUCAGACUGAGCAGUGCAAUUAAUCUUGCUGAACUCGCCGGUGCUGUCGUUCCACAUAAGACUAGCCAUAUCAAACAACUUCCAAAAUGUCAUGCCGCAGUUCAAGAGAGUCCACUCUUGACAGAUCCUUGCACGUCAAUUCUGGUGGAAGCGUUUACGAGAGCCUCUCUCUAUCACCUGUCAACUAUUUGUGAGCUUAAAAAGCAUGAGUGGUUCGAUAUUGAAAUGGAAAGUUUUUGGCAGAGUUUGCAGUGGUUUGAAAGUUGUAUCAGGGCGUUGACGUGUCUUUCAAAGAGAUCGAAACUUGCACAAUCUAUUGCAGAAAUUUUGUUACCAACACUUCGGGAUCUACAGAGUCCAUAG
Fusarium odoratissimum NRRL 54006 is the source of this 1668-nucleotide messenger RNA. RefSeq lists its product as uncharacterized. The coding region runs from base 1 to 1668 and encodes 555 amino acids. NCBI's taxonomy places the organism in Eukaryota, Fungi, Ascomycota, Sordariomycetes, Hypocreales, Nectriaceae. The record is from RefSeq and is a predicted model, not a curated record. The transcript has a single exon.